This is a messenger RNA of Pangasianodon hypophthalmus (striped catfish), 603 nucleotides long. RefSeq names its product E3 ubiquitin-protein ligase TRIM39-like. Gene Ontology annotation, molecular function: protein binding. The record is from RefSeq and is a predicted model, not a curated record. The transcript has a single exon. Lineage: Eukaryota; Metazoa; Chordata; Actinopteri; Siluriformes; Pangasiidae. The annotation marks the transcript as partial.
CUUUUUUACCUGCGUACUCAUGUCACACACUGUGUGUUUCUCUCAGUGGAUGUGACUCUGGAUCCUGAUACAGCUCAUCCCAAUCUCAUCCUGUCUGCUGAUGGAAAACAAGUGAAAGACGGAGACACACGACAGGAUCUCCCUAAUACACCACAGAGGUUUUAUCCAGGUGUUAAUGUUCUGGGAAAGUAGAGUUUCUCCUCAGGGCGAUUUUAUUAUGAGGUGCAGGUCAGAGGGAAAACUAAAUGGACAUUAGGAGUCGCCAGAGAGAGCAUUAACAGGAAGGGGAAGAUUACACUGACUCUUCAGGAUGGAUUCUGGACUGUGGCUCUGUGGGAUGAGAAUCAGUACUGGGCUUGUGCUGGUCCCUCUGUCCCCCUCACACUGAGAGAGAAGGUGGAGAAGGUGGGGGUGUUUGUGGAUUAUGAGGAGGGUCUGGUCUCCUUUUAUGAUGUGAAGUCCAGCUCUCAUAUCUACUCUUUCACUGCUCAGUCUUUCACUGAGAAACUCUAUCCAUUCUUCAAUCCUUGUUUAAAUAAAGGAGGUAAAAAUUCAGCACCACUGAUCAUCUCUCCUGUAUUUAACACUGAAUGAAUUUUCACC